AAUGGGCGGGCGGUAGGCAGCGCGCGUGCGCACUGGCCCGGGGACGGGGCGGGGCCGAGGAAGAGCGUUCUGGGGACGGGGGCUGAGGAGGCUCUUGCUGGAGGGCUUCGCAUCUGCGGCGGGGACCGUGAGAAUACUGGUGACCAUGAGAUCCCUGCAGCUGCUGAGAACCCCUUUCCUGUGCACCCUGCUGUGGGCCUUCUGUGCCCCAGGUGCCAUGGCUGAGGGGGCUGAGCCAAGCAUCUCCCAUCCCAGCAGCGCAGGCCUGGAUAAGAACGCGGUGCACGACCAAGAGCAUAUCAUGGAGCAUCUAGAAGGUGUCAUCAACAAACCAGAGGCGGAGAUGUCCCCACAAGAGCUGCAGCUCCACUAUUUCAAAAUGCAUGAUUAUGAUGGCAAUAAUCUGCUCGACGGUUUGGAACUCUCCACGGCCAUCACGCAUGUCCAUAAGGAGGAGGGGAGCGAACAGGCACCACUAAUGAGUGAAGAGGAACUGAUUAGCAUAAUAGACGGCGUCUUGAGAGAUGAUGACAAGAACAAUGAUGGCUACAUUGACUAUGCUGAAUUUGCAAAGUCACUGCAGUAAACCUUAUUUGACCAUCUCAUAGUUCUAUGCGAAUGUGACCCAUGAUAAUGUGAUUGAACACUUUUGGUAAUGCAAAAUAACUCAUUUCCACUUACUGCUGCAGCAUUUGGUAAAAACCUGUAGCAAUUUGUUACACUGGGGUGAGAAAGAAGUCAAAAGAAAUAGAAGAGAAAUGGGACAUCUUGUAUUCCCAAGUUCUUUUAAAGCUCUUAUUGGACAGGGCUUGCUUAAAGUGUCUUUUUAAGAAUAUUGAAUAAUUGGAGCUGAGCACUCAGGAACUUGACUGUAGUAAAAUACUGCUAGUUUCGUAAUUUUAAUUCAUGCUACCUGAAAAGUAAGAAAACAAGCUUUGCCAAGUGGACACACUUUUCAGUUAACAGUGAAGGAAUGGAAGGAAUGCCAAAUGUUUUCUGUGUGGGGUCCUGUCUCUUCAGGUGAACACGGUCAGUAUUCCGUAAACUUUCCCUGGUCUAAAUGAUUACUUGCUGUGGGCAAGUGGAUAUUUAUUAGGCUAUUUCAAAGCCACAACAUAAGAAGAAAGUCAAAUAUUGAGUUCAGUUGGCCACAGAGUCUAAGAUUCUGUAUCCUCUGGCAUUUUGGAAAUGAUCUACCACUGGCCUAAGUGAUUAACCUUUUUCAGAUUUUUCAAUGUUUUAUACUACUACUGCCACGUGCUUAUACUUUGUUUCUUUUCUGUCUUCAUUCUGGGAGAGACCUUGAAUUUAAACAUGUUCUCUAACCAAUAGAAAAUGUUUUAGCUUUCUUGAUGUUUCUAUUUCACUCUUCUUUCUAGAGUUUUGUUUUGCAGUUUAGGAACUGUUAGGCGGGUGAGGACUUCAUAUAGCAGGGGCAAAACUACUAGCUGGUCUAGCCCAGGUGGGAAGUGACAAGAUCGUUCACCAAACCCAGUGAUUGGCUUGAUGUAAGUUCUGUUUAGAAGGAAUAUUGUUUAAAUUAUCUCUUCUAAAUUGAAUACAUGGAUUCUUUUCAAAUCAAGAAAGAUUUUUAGAAAAGAAAGCCCAACAACUCUUUUCACAGUAUGACUCUCAAUAGUAUUUGAAAAUGAGAAGCAGCAGCAGAGUAUAAUUUGGUUUAUUGGACGUGAUGGACAUGCAUUAAUGGAAAACCUGAAAUGGUGGUUGGAUGGGAAAAAGAAACUGCAUAAAAUUUGCUGUAAGACGUAUAGAGACUUAUUUUCUUUAUUAAAGUAUUCUUAUAAGAAAACAUAUGUAUUUGUAAAAAUGGUUUCCUGUGUUAAGUAUUUGUGCAAUCAGAGCUGACUUGUAAACUAUUCUUAUAGUAUUUCAUUAUUUUGAAAGAUUUAUAUAAUGAAUUCUGGAAAUAUGACUGAUAAAUAAAACUGAUGAA
Molecule: messenger RNA, 1954 nt
Organism: Otolemur garnettii (small-eared galago)
Lineage: Eukaryota; Metazoa; Chordata; Mammalia; Primates; Galagidae
Gene: MCFD2
Product: multiple coagulation factor deficiency 2
Exons: 4
Coding region: 146-586 (146 amino acids)
Molecular function (GO): calcium ion binding
Source: RefSeq, a predicted model, not a curated record